CAAAAAGAUAGAAAUGAUAUUAAUUUGAACAUAAUUUGUUCAAAUGAUAACAUAAGUGACAUAAAUGAGGAGUGUUUGCAAUGGUUAACACAAUGGGAGUCCACGCGAGACAUUCAAGUGAUCCAAAUGUCAGAUACGACAACAACUAUUGAUAUGACAAUCAACUCAAUAGAGUCAACAGUUUUUGAUCAGUUAUUCACAAUCAAUAUAACCGAAAAAGAGAUUAACGAACCAUUGAUGCCGUCAUAUAAGUGGGCCUUUCUUUUGCUGGGUUUGCUUGUAUUCACCGGUGGUUUUGGCAAUAUUCUGGUCUGUCUUGCAAUUGGUUUUGAAAGGAGACUACAAAAUGCCACCAAUUAUUUCCUGCUCAGUCUGGCGGUGGCAGACCUACUCGUCUCAGUGGUAGUCAUGCCAUUUGGUAUCUUAAAUGAAUUUUAUGGCAUUUGGCCGUUUGGGUCGUCAAUCUGUAACCUAUGGGUGACGUGUGAUGUUCUUUGCUGUUCGUCGAGUAUUCUUCACAUGUGUUUCAUAUCUGUCGGACGUUAUGUGGGAAUUAAGAACCCAUUGCACGCAAGACAAGCGCCACUUCUGGUUUCCAGAAGAGCUGUUCUCUUAAAGAUAUCGUUUGCAUGGCUUUUGUCGGCAGUCAUCACUUCCCCCCUAACUAUAAUGGCUGUAUUCGAUAAAACUAAUAUACAACCGGAACCGUUAGUCUGUGCCAUAUCCAGUCGUCCCUUUCAGAUAUUGGGUUCAUUGAGUGCCUUCUUCUGUCCGAUGAUUGUUAUGCUAUCCUCUUAUGUGCUAACAGUAAGACUAUUGAGAAGAAAAGCCAAAUUUUAUGAGGACUCGUGUCAUAACUUCCCAACAACUCAUACAUCUGAUAAUGAAUUCAUUGAAUCACAUAAUAGAUUCAAAAAGACUACAACUUCUUCAUCAUCAGGCAAAGAGUAUUAUUUAGGUAAUCGCACGGUUAGCUUGAGCUCAACCUCAUCAGCAAAUAGCGCCACUUCUGGUAAUUUACAAUUAAUGGUCAAUCAAUGUUCAGUAUCACAGUAUGAAAUGAGUUGUACGGACUCUCACCUUAGACCAAUUAAUGUCUCACAUAAUAACUUAUCUGUAAAACGUUGGGAUUCUGAUUCAAAUAAGUCUGAAUUAACUAAUCACAAGAAAAAACACACGAAUCGUAAAACUCAACCAUUAAUGUUAAGAACAUUGGGAUCUAGUCUUCAGGUGCGAAAUGAACAAAAAGCUACGAAAGUGUUGGGUCUCGUAUUUUUCGCGUUUGUCAUAUGUUGGGCCCCUUUCUUUAGUCUCAAUUUCAUGUUUGGAGUUAUGCCUAACCCUAACAUUCCCGAUGAAGUGACCACAACUUUCCUAUGGCUCGGUUAUAUCUCAAGCAUUAUAAAUCCGAUUAUAUAUACAAUAUUUAACCGCAAUUUCCGUCGGGCUUUCAAACGAAUUAUUUUGUGCCAAAUCUGUGCCAACGAUUCUGUUCCGAAAAGUCGGCGCUUUAGUCGUACAGCUUCUCAAACUCGGGAUACGACCCAUAAAAGGUGUUCCGCAUCUCCCGUAUCGCCCGCACGCCAAACAUCAAGAUUAUGUGAUAUCAGCACAUCUUUUAAUGAGUCAAUACAUGAAGUUAAUGACAGCAAUAACCAUAAGAGUCAAUCUCAGACAAUAACGAGUGCUCACUAUAAAUGA
Molecule: messenger RNA, 1701 nt
Organism: Oppia nitens
Lineage: Eukaryota; Metazoa; Arthropoda; Arachnida; Sarcoptiformes; Oppiidae
Product: 5-hydroxytryptamine receptor 2B-like
Exons: 11
Coding region: 127-1701 (524 amino acids)
Biological process (GO): serotonin receptor signaling pathway; G protein-coupled receptor signaling pathway, coupled to cyclic nucleotide second messenger; chemical synaptic transmission
Cellular component (GO): membrane; dendrite
Molecular function (GO): neurotransmitter receptor activity; serotonin binding; G protein-coupled serotonin receptor activity
Source: RefSeq, a predicted model, not a curated record